AUGGACAUUGAAAAGAGGGAGGUAUUUACCUAUGUAAUGUUUGUUCCCAGCACUACAGGACGUUUUGGUGAAGACCAGAUAUAUCGCUUUGGUUUCUUUUACAGGAACCAAAAAGUUAUUCGUUUUGUAAUGAUUAAUAUAAUAUGCAGAGUACUUAACAAAAGCGGGAGCACCUGUGCAAAUUAUGCGUCCUGUGGUCAAAAAGGUCAUGGUCGUAGAUCCCACCUAGAUGUUCCUCUAAAUCCAGUGCCAUCUUCAUUGAAUAACCAUGACAAUGCACUAAAUAACCCAGCCUCAAUUACUGGGGUACAGCAAAAAGAAAAUUUUUUGCAAGCAUUUCAAAAUAAUAAUCGUGCCCACCAGACUAUAAAUCAAGCAAAACAAACUCAAACACUGCCCAGUAGACAUGGUUUGGGAAGAAUGAUGACGAUGUGUUCUGAAUGUAAGGUAUUCAUGUGGGUCGAAGAAAGAUCCGAAGCUGGUCUUGACCCAGGCAGGUUUCAACUCUGUUGUGGAUUGGGAAAAGACAAAGUGACACCAUUUCACCCUACACCAGGAAUAAUAUCCAACUUUGAAUUGAAUACUUGUCCACUGCAACUCACUGUCAAACGAGAUCAAACUUUAGUUUCUCAACAUGAAUUUAAUUGGGCUAUGGACUACGUUGCUCUGAUUUGUCUGUGUGAUGAGGAUAUUGUUGACCAUUUUGGAAGGGUAGAGAACUAUGACUACAAUGUUGUAUUUUCUUUAGACAUACAUUUACAAGAUAUUAAAAUAAAAACGAAGCUACAUAUACCUACAAUACAAUCCGAAGAUACAUUAAGGAUAUUGACACAGACCAUAAUCUUUUUGAAAAAAAGCAUAGGCUCGAAUGAUUUAUUUCGAAUAAAUUUAUCUGCACUUUUAUUUGAUGAAUCGAGCUCCAAAAAGUUUAUUAAUACGACUCACCUAAAGAUUGGAUCAAUCAAGAAGAUGUUGCGCCUGGAAAAACUUGCGAAUGACAAGGGGUUCAAAAUAUACCAGUGUAAGAGAAUGUGGUGUGCCAAAAGCUUGUUAAGGGAGAGCUUUAAAAGUGACAACCAGACACACAGAAGAAGGGUAACAGUAAAAAAUUCUUAUGCGGUUUAUUUCAUCAAUAUCGUUAACAAGAAUCAACAAGAUCCCGAUAGUUCAGACUCUAUCAAUGACGCUUUCGAAGAUAUGGGUCGCUAUGAGUCCCCCAUCAUAGCAGACGUGCUCCUUCAAAUAACGAUGGUAAGGGUAUGUAGCCCCUUCAAAAUAACGGAAGGUGUGAACAAGUAUGUUCGAAUUGGACGGUUCUAUCUUUACAGACUAUUUAUUCUGUGUACCUUUCACUCAAACGAGGACAUUUUAGGAACACCACCGAGUGUUAAGAGUGUCAAAGAUAAGCUAAAGUAA
Mucor mucedo is the source of this 1416-nucleotide messenger RNA. RefSeq lists its product as uncharacterized. NCBI's taxonomy places the organism in Eukaryota, Fungi, Mucoromycota, Mucoromycetes, Mucorales, Mucoraceae. The transcript has 14 exons. Bases 1 to 1416 code for a protein of 471 amino acids. The record is from RefSeq and is a predicted model, not a curated record.